AUGAAUAUGCUUCACAAGAGCAGUCGGCAGUGGAGAUGUCUAGCCACGAUGACCACCACCACGACAAUGACUGCUACUACUACCAUCCCUUCACUAUCAUCAUUAUCAUUAUACUCUAAUUGUAAAUCAUCAUCGCUACUAUCAUCAUAUUCAACUUCAAAUAACAACAACUCGAGUAGUAGUCGAGAUGGAUCUUCAUCAUCAUCAUCAUUUAUACCUCCAUCAUCAUCUUCAUCAUCAUUUGUACCUCCUCCACCUCCAUCAUCAUCAUCCUCUGCAUCAUUUAUACCUCCACCCCCAUCAUCAUCAUCAUCCUCUACAUCAUACGUACCUCCACCUCCAUCAUCUUCGCAUGAACCUCCACCCCCACCUUCAUCUUCAUCUUCAACAACAGAAACUUCUAAAGAUUCAUUAUAUGAUACAUUGGAUUUAAGUAGACCAGAGAAUAUAGAACAAUCAACCAAAGAGAUAUUGGAUAGAAUUGUAAUUAGUCAAGAAUCGAUACACAGCAAACAAGAAGAAUUGAAUAUAAAAAUGAUAACAGAUACAUUCUUUGACAAGGAGGAUAUCAAACGUGUCAACAGUGAGAAUGCUGAAAAGUUUGAAAAGGCAAAGGAUCUCUAUGUGUUUGGUGUCUAUGAUCAGGCAUUUGCAUUGUUUAGCGAGAUUGAUGUCAAUCAUGGCAUGCGAAAUGUGUUCCUUGGCAAUAUGCAUCUCACAGGUGCUGGUGUGCCCAAGAACGAGGCAUUGGCAUUUCAUCACUUUAACUUGGCUACGCGUGCACGUGUCCCAGUGGCAAUGGGUGUGGUCGGAGAGAUGUACCUAAAGGGGCAAUCAGUGGGUCUCAACGAAUCACAGGCCAGAUCUUAUUUUGAUGUUGCCGCUAGUCUUGGUUUGCGAUCCUCUACUGAACAACUCAUCUAUAUGACCAUCAACCGUGUUGGAGGAUUGUUUAAUCUAAAAAAGGCAUGUUUCUAUCUCAAAAGGUUGGCGAUCCUCGGUGACACGGGUGCAUUUGCCACGUUGGGAUCAUUGCUCUACGACAUUCAACGUCGAUUGGCGUUGGAUUUAUGGACGUUUGGUUGUCGUAUUGGUAAUCUUGACUGUCUCCAUUAUCUCGGUAGAUACUAUUACUCUAACGAGAAUCCAGACUAUCGAAACAGUUUUAUGUUGUGGACGCGUGCUGCAGAGGGUGGAUACGCCGAAUCACAAUUUUGUCUCGGAUCAAUGUACGAGAUGGGUCUGACGGUCGACCGUAACCUUCCCUAUUCCUUCCACCUCUACUUGAGUGCUGCCACCCAAGGUAACGCCGACUCGCAAUAUCUCGUAGGUAAGGCGUACAAUGAAGGUUACGGCAUUGAAAAGAACACAGUCAAGGCAGCACUAUGGUUCCAAAAGGCAGCUGACCAAGGCGAUGAGCGAGCACAAGAAAUUGUCAACACACUAAACGAAAAGAUUCAACAAAGAGCAAGAUCAAAGCUUACAACUCAAUCACGUUAUGGUAAAAAGAUAUCUGAUCAACGUGCCUCCAGAAAUACAUUUUCCAAAUCAAGAGAUAAAACAGUCGCUCCAAAAUUAUUCACAAAACUAUUCCGUCAACAACAACCUCAAAAUGAUUCAGACAACGACAAACCUCGUCGUACCUUUAAACCAAGGGAAAAUGAUUCAGAUAACGACAAACCUCGUCGUACCUUUAAACCAAAGGAAAAUAAUAAUAAUAGCAACGAUGAGACUGUCAUUUUGGAUCGAAAAGAAGGUUUUGGAAAGAAAAAGAAAAAAGAUUAA
Messenger RNA from Cavenderia fasciculata, 1785 nucleotides. RefSeq names its product tetratricopeptide-like helical domain-containing protein. The transcript has a single exon. Gene Ontology annotation, molecular function: protein binding. The coding region runs from base 1 to 1785 and encodes 594 amino acids. The record is from RefSeq and is a predicted model, not a curated record. Lineage: Eukaryota; Evosea; Eumycetozoa; Acytosteliales; Cavenderiaceae.